Messenger RNA from Amoebophrya sp. A120, 396 nucleotides. Lineage: Eukaryota; Dinophyceae; Syndiniales; Amoebophryaceae. The record is from the annotation of a GenBank genome assembly.
AUGCCGGCAACUGCCAGUAGCGGCCCGCCGCCGCAACCACCCGUCCCAGACAACACCUCGCAAAACCCAACAAAACAGCGGAGUCGGCAGGAGUGUUGGGACAGUCGGGACGCGUUUUUCCAGUGCUGCACUGAGCAGAAUGAGGACCAAACAAAAUGCCAAGCGGAACGGAGUGUCUUCGAGGCCAAGUGCCUCCCCUCCUGGGUGCGGCACUUCGAGAUCAUGCGGUUCGGACCGGAGCUAGGGGGCGCAGGAGGUGGUGUGCGAAGUAAAAACGCAGCGGAUGUUGAAAACAAAGUCGGGCUUGCAAUGGAUUCCAAAAAUUACUUCCAGCAAAGUGUCCCGACGGGACGGAGGGACGAAGAGAAAAUGGCCAAAGUGAUGAACAAAAGUUGA